AUGUCAGAAAUAAGCACCGGGACGCUACAAAGACAUUCAGUCAAGACACAGAGACUUCAGUGUGGCGUGACCCAGGAGAGAGAACAUCCUUGUGAGACCAGAUAUCCUGACCAGAGAGACAACAGAGGUGAUGGCUGCCUCUGUGAACAUGAAGCCAUCAUUUGCCCUCGUCUUGCCUCUCCUCCUCAUGCCCCUCAUCAGUGCCCAGGUAGCCCACUGGGGGCCUUGUCCAGAACCAGCCGUCCAGCCUGCCUUCAGCAUGAAAAAGUCCUGCCCUACUCGUCUUACUGGAUCAUCUCCACUGACUAUGAAAACUCAGCUCUAGUCUAUUCCUGUACCGAUGUCCUGCGUCUGUUCCACAUGGACUUUGCCUGGAUCCUGGGGCGCACACGCACCCUCCCUGUCGCCACCAUCGACAAAGCCAGGGAGAUCUUCACAAGCAGCAACAUUGAUGUAAGCCGGAUGGUCACUAGCAGGCAGCAGGGCUGUGACAAGACUCUUUGAGAGAUGGAAUAGAGUUUGAUAGAGUAGAUGGGAACUUAGUUGACUUUUCCCACAGGGAAAUUUUGUUUGCAUCAACAUAGUAUGCAGAG
Molecule: messenger RNA, 593 nt
Organism: Salmo salar (Atlantic salmon)
Lineage: Eukaryota; Metazoa; Chordata; Actinopteri; Salmoniformes; Salmonidae
Product: apolipoprotein D
Biological process (GO): tissue regeneration; lipid transport; response to reactive oxygen species
Cellular component (GO): cytoplasm
Molecular function (GO): lipid binding
Source: RefSeq, a predicted model, not a curated record